Molecule: messenger RNA, 6355 nt
Organism: Calypte anna (Anna's hummingbird)
Lineage: Eukaryota; Metazoa; Chordata; Aves; Apodiformes; Trochilidae
Gene: DENND1A
Product: DENN domain containing 1A
Exons: 24
Coding region: 137-3481 (1114 amino acids)
Biological process (GO): endocytic recycling; endocytosis
Cellular component (GO): clathrin-coated vesicle; cytosol
Molecular function (GO): guanyl-nucleotide exchange factor activity; phosphatidylinositol phosphate binding
Source: RefSeq, a predicted model, not a curated record
GACGUGACGGAGGCGACGGCGGCGCCGGGCGGGAUGGAGUGAGGGGGCGAGCGGCGGACAGAGCGCAGCCCACCGAGCCCCGGCCCCCUCCCCCCCACCUCUCUCUGGCCCGGGCUUAUGCGGCCCCCCAGAGACCAUGGGAUCCAGGAUCAAACAAAACCCGGAAACAACCUUUGAAGUUUAUGCAGAAGUGUCCUAUUCAGGAAUCAGUUGCACUGGGAAAGAUCCUGAGGUGCGGAGGCAAUUCCCAGAGGACUACAGUGACCAGGAAGUUCUACAGACUUUGACCAAGUUUUGUUUCCCGUUCUGUGUGGACAGCCAUGCAGUUAACCAAGUUGGGCAGAACUUUACAUUCGUGCUUACAGACAUUGACAGCAAACAGAGGUUUGGAUUCUGUCGCUUAUCUUCUGGAGCCAAGAGCUGCUUCUGUAUAUUAAGUUACCUCCCAUGGUUUGAAGUCUUUUAUAAGCUGCUCAAUGUCUUGGCAGAUUAUUCAGCAAAAGGACAGGAUAGUCAAAGGAGUGAGCUCCUAGAAACACUUCAUAAGCUUACCAUCCCUGAGCCAGGAACCUCUGUUCAUCUUGGAGUGCACUCUUACUUCACUGUGCCUGACAUCAGAGAGCUUCCUAGUAUACCUGAAAAUAGGAAUCUGACAGAGUAUUUUGUAGCAGUUGAUGUCAACAACAUGCUGCAUCUGUAUGCCAGUAUGCUGUAUGAACGCCGCAUCCUCAUUUGUUGUAGUAAGCUGAGCACUUUAACUGCCUGCAUUCAUGGGUCUGCAGCUAUGCUCUACCCGAUGUUCUGGCAGCAUGUUUACAUUCCUGUUCUGCCCCCACAUCUAUUGGACUACUGUUGUGCCCCAAUGCCCUACCUCAUUGGAAUACAUUUAAGUUUGAUGGAGAAAGUAAGAAACAUGGCCCUGGAAGAUGUAGUGAUUCUUAAUGUAGACACCAACACAUUGGAAACCCCUUUUGAUGACCUUCAGAGCCUUCCUAAUGAUGUGGUUUCUGCACUGAAGAACAGGUUGAAGAAAGUCUCCACAACCACUGGAGAUGGUGUUGCAAGAGCGUUUCUAAAAGCACAAGCGUCUUUCUUUGGGAGCUACAGAAAUGCCCUGAAAAUUGAACCUGGUGAACCCAUCACUUUUUGUGAAGAAUCAUUUGUGUCCCAUCGUUCUGCUGUUAUGAGGCAGUUUCUUCAGAAUGCCAUUCAACUCCAGCUCUUUAAGCAGUUCAUUGAUGGCCGUCUGGAUCUUCUUAACUCUGGAGAGGGCUUCAGUGAUGUUUUUGAAGAAGAGAUAAAUAUGGGAGAAUAUGCAGGGAGUGACAAACUGUACCACCAGUGGCUCUCUACAGUAAGGAAAGGAAGUGGAGCCAUUUUAAAUACAGUAAAGACCAAGGCUAACCCUGCCAUGAAGACUGUCUAUAAGUUUGCAAAAGAUCAUGCAAAAAUGGGAAUAAAAGAAGUGAAAAACCGCUUGAAGCAAAAGGACGUUGCUGAGAAUGGGUGUUCUGCAGCACCAGAGGAGUCUCUGCCAAGGACAGCAGCACCCUCUCCAUUGGGUGAAAAGAAGGACCCUAAAUUAAGAGAAGACAGAAGACCAAUCACAGUACAUUUUGGUCAGCAGCAAAGACUCCGUCCACCUCGGCCACCGCCUCCAAAGAUACAGCGGUCAUCUAGGCCCGUUCGCCCUCCAAGACCUCAUGUUGUUAAGAGACCCAGGAGCAAUAUUGCUGUGGAAGGACGAAGGACUUCAGUUUCUAGUCCAGAACACCUUGUAAAGCCCAUGCGACACUAUACAGUCUUCCUCUCUGAGGACUCUUCUGAUGAUGAAUUUCAGCAGGAAGAGGAUCCUGUCUUGGGCUUCUCAGAAAACUUUUUCUUCUCUGCUCCUUUUGAAUGGCCUCAGCCAUACCGGACCCUGAAAGAAUCUGAUAGUGCUGAUGGGGAGGAGGUGGUCAGUCCAGAAACAUCACGACAAGCUCUGCCUCCAAGCCCACUGCUCUCAAGCAAGCGCACAGAAAUCAACCUCCUUGAGGACAUUUUCCCAAGCUUAGAAGUCAAAACACAUCCCCAGCCUCUCAGCCAAGCAAAGAGCCUGGAGGACCUGCGGACACCCAAGGAAGAGGGAGAUGAGCGCUGCACCUUUGAGUACCAGAGAAUGGAUCUUGGUGUGUCUGAGAGGAACAGGAUUGUGCCGUCCAUGAAACUGUCUCACCCUUACAACAAGUUGUGGAGUAUGGGUCAUGAUGACAUGGCUGUUCCUACCAGGUACUCUCAAAGCUCAUCAGAAGGACCCUCAACUGCACUUGGUAACAUCCCACCAGUCACAGAGAGACCCCAGAGCAGAGACAGCAUUCUGGCUCCUGCAGAAAAGGAUGAAUCAAAUCCUGCCAUUCAAGGCAACAUCACCAUCCCAAGGCCACAGGGAAGAAAAACUCCUGAACUGGGGAUAGUGCCACCACCCCCAGCACCCAGAGCUUCCAAGCAUCAGACUGCAGCCGGGCCAGCAGAGCGUCUCACCACCCAUGCUGCAGGACGUAGCCACUUGGUUUCAGGUCUUACCCUAGAGCCCUUUGGAGCUGGUAGUGUGUCCAUAGACCCUGAAAUCCAGCAGUCUGUAAACUGUUCCUCUCAUCCCUCUCAGCUUUUGUCCAGUCCUACCAGCACUGUUGAGAUGCUCCAGCCUGUCAAGGUGAAGACAGAUAAUGCAGGUACUGAAAGUGACUUCCUUCUUAGUCUUCUGGAUCCACUGAAGACAGACAGCUGGCAAGGCACUGGCUCACAGCAAGGUCCCUGCAGCCUGCAAAGCUCAGCCACUCCACCUUCUGCAGGUGGCUUUGUCUCAGUGGCAGGUGACUUUGUGCCUUCUCCAGCUGCACCAUUUGUCCGGCCACUUGGUUAUCCUUCCCCAGCACCACCACCUUUUUUACAGCCCUCUCCUAACCCAUUCACACAAACAAUGCCAGGAGCUUUUUCAGUGUCUCUAGUUAGACCCCCGAGGGGCUCUUUCACCCCCUCUUUAGGUCAUGCUUACAGCUCUAGCUUCAUAACACCUCAUUCUAGCUUCUACCCACCACAAAGACCUCAACCAAACAUUUCAACGCUCUCCAUGCCAAACUUGUUUAGCCAGGCUCCAGCUGUGCCCCCAGCCAGCUCCUUACUGCUGGGGAGCCACAGCCCUUCCCCAGCAAACACUCUACAGCCUGCACGAUUAAGUGGCCCUCCUAAAACCAGAACAUUGCAGGCAGGCCAGUCCAGCUCAAAGGCAGAUCCGAAACAAGCAGUAGCUCUCCUGUCUAACGAACACCCAUUGAUACCUUCCCGGCCAACUAAGGGAUUAGAGUCAGUGUUAUUGUCCUCAAAAUCUGAGGAGACAAAAGAUCCAUUUGAAGAUUUGUUAAAAAAGACGAAGCAAGACGUGUCAUCCACACCAGGUAAGGUUGAGCAGCUCAGAAAGCGAUGGGAAACGUUUGAGUGACACUCAGUGUCCCUUUGGUAGCCCUUUGGAACUGACAGAGGGUUGUUUCAGUUUUUUUGAGCCAGCAUAAACCCAAGUAUUUCUUUUCUGGAAGGUUGAGCCAGGAUAGCUGCAGGACCAUCUCCGUGCUGAUUCACACACCAGUGCUUUUUGCCCUGAAUUCAGUCCCCCCAUUGUCCAGGUCACCUCACUCUCCACCACUGCAAACCCCCAUGACUUGCACUGACCAAAGCAAGAAGGUAAUUGGGUUUGGUUUGGUUUUCCACACACAGCUUUUCCCUACUACUGAAGCAGAAGUUCCCUGCCUCCUGUUUCCAGUUCUCAGCAGGGCAGGGAGCGUGGUCAGCCACACAGUCCAGGCUUCCUCUGCCUGGCUGAGAGGUGUUGGGUUUGCUUGCUUUACACACAGAGCUCUAGGGUUUUGCUUUCUCAUGUGAAGAGCAGAGUCAGGGGGCUCAGAGUUUGUCCUGUCUGGAAAUCACAUUCAUUUAGUUACGGCUUUGGGUGAGCUUUAGAUGCAGAUGUUUGAAUUCCCUCCCCUUGCAUGUUGGCACUGAGAGGAAACGGGGGCCUCUGGUACAGAAUUGUCCUAAUUCUUUGCUGCAACAAAACCUCAGCACAGAGCAAUUGCUCAGGGUUUGGUCCUGCAUUUCUGUUGAGAAACUGGAAACACCAGCAGUUUUUUUUCUUUUUGUGAGGGGAUUUUGAUAGUUUUGUUUUGCUUCUUUUUUGUUUAAUACAUCAGAAGAUAGAGGCCAUAAAGAAUAUCCUAGUUCUUGUAUAAUGUGUAUGUUAAUACUAUCUAUAAAUAUUAGAGAUGGCAGUAUCUGAAUGGGAUGUAACAAUAGCUGACUCGAUUAUUUAAACAAACAAAAAAAUGGGGCAUAAAAGCUGAUGAGUUCAAGUUAAAUGGCAGUGUGCUGACAAGAUGAAAGCUGCAGCUCCUCUGCACAGCCCCAGCCUGAGCCCAGCUCGGGGGUCAGUCCCUGCCAGGUGUCUGUCACCCCCAGCCCUCAGGAGUGCUGAUUGCUGCCUUGAAGCUCUGGGAUCUCAUUUGGGUCUGGAGAACCAGAGUCUUUAUCUCACUGCUGAUGAGAAGCUCUGCCUGGUGGAACAAGGCAUUAACUGGACUGUGACACAGACCAUGAGAUCAUGAAGUACAAAAAUGCAAUGGAAAGGUUAAAGGGUACGUUCAUUGGGAUUUUCUCAGACACUUAAUCUGUGGCAAUAGGAUUCUCAAAAAAUUUCAUCUUAAUCUUAGCAUCCUGUAUCAAACCUGCUGUCUUUGCAGUCAUCUUGGUUUAACUUAAGUGGUGCUUUUUUGUUUUGUAUUAGGGCACAAUCUGAUGUAAAUCAUGUUACUCUAGAAGAGGUAAUCACAUCACCAUUAAGCCUUUGAUAAAGGAAAUCACUUUGGACAGUUGGGGAAAUUCUUGUAAAGCUUUAUCUGAUUUCCAAUGUAUCUAUUUUAUGCAUAUAAUCUUGGGAGUUUUCUUAUUCUAGUGUAUGAAAAUGGCUGUCUGUGCGUUUGAGUCUGUGCAGUACGAAAGAAAAAUUUAAUAUCUGAAACACCAACAGUUUGGGAAAGACCAUAGAAUUACAUGAAUAUUGCAUUUCUAUAAAGUACUGGUACUCUGACAAGACAUUUAGUUGGAUUUGUAUUUUCUUUUUGUGUUGGAAGAGAGAUGGUUUUAGUAUUGCAUAGUAAAAUAUUUAAAGUCUAAGUUAAUAGCUCCAUUAUUUUUUUUGUAAGUUCAGAAUGAUGAAAGUUAUCUAUAAAUUCAGUCUGAAAUUUCAGAUCUCCCUAUAAGCUCAAUGAUAAAACUUUCUAAUUUAUGGUGGAUACGUACAGGCAUCAGAAAGUUCUGCAUAUGACAUGCCAUUUGCAUUUCACAUCCUCUUUGUCACAAGUGUUAAUGUCACAGCCUGGUGAUGUACUGAGUAGGCCAAUGCUUCAUGGAACAGGAAAAAAGCUCAGGUAAUUCUGUAUCGCUGCAAAUCAUUUUCCAUCUCUGCCCAUAUUAUGGAAUGUUUUGUGCAUUUUACUUUUAGACAAACAAGCACUCUUGGUUUACUCUUUUUUUAAGUCACUUUCGAGGCACUGAGGAGUAAUUAAACUCCAAACACCUGUCAUUAAUCACCCUUCACUUUGUUUUGAAGGGAAGGGAAGAGGUUGGACACACCCCUGAGAUCCAGGAGUAGAAGGCAGCACUCUCCUGGAGUUUGUGACCUUCCUCACUUCUUGACUGGAAUUUUUGAGCAGGAGACUGGUUUACAUGCUUCUCAUACUAAAGGAAUCAACCUAUCCCUAGGGCAGUAUUUUGGUUUUUUGUCUUAUUUAAACUCAGGAAUUCCUAACAUGAGUCAUUCCUAACAGUGCCAGAUGUAAGCAAGGUGUGCUUGUCUGGGAGCCCAGGCUUGGACGUAAAACAUUUCUUUUUCUGAUAUAGAAGUAUUUUUGAUGUUUUUAUUAAUCUAGUGUAAGAAGUGUUCCUUUUAUUGCUUGUCUGAUACAACUCAUCGAUGACUUUAUAUAGAGCUUUGUACAUCUUCCUGUACUGACUGUAGGUGAUUGUGUUUGGUACUGCUCUGCUAUUUACAGAUGCUUUCUUCCAUUAGAAAUAUCUUUUUAUUUUUUAAAAACCCAAUUCUUUAAUGUUUCUGAUGCUGUACAGAUGGUAAAAGCUUUUAUAUGUCUUGUUGAGUCAUUAAGUUAGAAAUUGGACACUGGAACUAGGAGCUGUCAAGACACAAGAAUUUUGUUGCUGAAGCCAACCUUACGUACUCGUGUUAAUUAUGAGCAGUUUGUGCUUUCUCUGCAUAUAGUAGGGAUGGGGGUUUUUUUAACCUGUAAUGAAUGGUCUGAGCUACUGA